Molecule: messenger RNA, 3035 nt
Organism: Triplophysa rosa
Lineage: Eukaryota; Metazoa; Chordata; Actinopteri; Cypriniformes; Nemacheilidae
Product: piggyBac transposable element-derived protein 4-like
Exons: 3
Coding region: 175-2475 (766 amino acids)
Source: RefSeq, a predicted model, not a curated record
CCUCAUGCUCAAUCACAGUUCGAUCACUGUGUCGUGUUUUGUGUGUAUUCCCCUUUAAUGCGGUUUAAAAUUCUGCAGCGGUAGGGUCGCUUCUCUUCAGUAUUUUGCGAUGGACCCCCAUUGAAAAGGUUACAAGUAGGUACGUGGAAACGCGCAGGAUUUAUCAAUAUAAACAUGAACGACGGCAAAGAAAAAAACUCGCCGGGUUUGAUCAACACGAGCGCCGCAACAGAGGAAAACUCGCAGGAGUUUAUCAGCAUUAACACGAACGAUGUAAAAGAGCAGAACUCGCCCGAUUUUAUAAACGCGAACGAUGUUAAACAGGAAAACUCGCCCGAUUUUAUACACGCGAACGAUGUUAAACAGGAAAACUCGCCCGGUUUUAUAAACGCGAACAAUGUAAGAGAGAAAAACUCUCAGGAGUUUAUCAGCAUUAACACGAACGAAGUAAAAGAGCAGAACUCACCCGAUUUUAUAAACGCGAACGAUGUAAAAGAGCAGAACUCACCCGAUUUUAUAAACGCGAACGAUGUAAGAGAGGAAAACUCGCAGGAUUUUAUAAAUACGAAUGAUGUAGAAGACGAGAUGAUGGAGUCUGAGGAUUCAUCUGAUCGGGAGAGCGUCGCUUUCAGCGAGGACUCUGAAGAGAUGACCGUCGAAUCUCUACGGAAAGAUGAGCUCUCGGAAUCCAGCGACUCAUCAGAUGAGGUCUUAAAUCCAGAGGUAACCCCACAAAAAAGAAAGAGACCUUUUCCAGAAAAGUCUGUGGACUUAUUUUCAUCACCCGCUACUAUACCAGUUGUCAAAUGGAGAGGCAAGAGAAGGAGCCUGAACCGAUUGCCUGCAGAGUUUCAACUAAACGCCUCAGAGUUGAAGUGGAACAGCAUGGAUAAACCUGAUAAUGAGCCGCGCCAACCGGUCUUCAAACCCAUCCAACCACCUGGACCACAGGUGGUCUGCAGCCCAUCCUGCAGACCUCUGCAAUAUUUCGAAUUGUUCUUUACGAGGUCGGUCCUUCAGACGAUCGUUGAUCAUACUAACAUUUACGCAGCACAAAACUUCAAAAGGGGAGAAAAUCAAUGGCGGGACACUUCCGUACAAGAAUUUAAGUCAUUCCUGGCAAUGGUGAUCUACAUGGGGCUGCUAAAAUGCUCCUCGCUAGAAGACUACUGGAAAACCUCCAACAUCUACCGUCUGCCCUUCCCUAACCGAAUCAUGUCCGGUAAGAGAUUUGUAUCCAUAUCCGCUGCUCUGCACCUCAGUGAUCCCAAAGUAGAUGCAGCGAAUGAAGAGAAGAAGGGAACAGAUGAAUACGAUCGUCUGUGUAAAAUCAAACCGCUGUAUCAGGACAUUCAAGAAGCCUGCAAGAACUCAUUCCAGCCCUUUCAGAACAUCUCCAUCGAUGAGAGAAUGGUAGCAUCAAAGGCUAGAAAUGGACUCAAACAAUAUAUGAAAAACAAACCGACGAAAUGGGGCUACAAACUCUUUGUUCUGGCAGAUUCGCUCUCUGGCUACACGUGGGACUUCUUCGUAUACCAGGGAAAGUCAGUUUUAAGGCAAGGCAAGGGGGUUGGCUACGAUACUGUCAUGAGGUUGGCAAAUGAAAAGUUGUUGGGUUCUGGCUACAAGCUGUUCGUCGACAACUUUUUCACCAGCCCUUCGCUGUUCGAGGACCUCCUGAGAAAGAAGAUUUGGGCUUGUGGGACUCUUCGUGCAAACAGGAUAAACCACUCGAAAACACCAGCUCCUCGUGGCAACAUACGCUGGUUCAGAGAUAACAAACUUCUGUUCGUCGAGUGGAAGGACAGAAGAGACGUGCUGAUGUGCUCCACCUUUCAUAAAGCAUUCAAUGGUGACACAGUGAAGAGGAAGGUGAAGGGAGAGAAAACAGGUCGGAGCAUUAAGGACUUCCCGGUUCCAGCUGCUGUGCUGGACUACAAUAAGCACAUGGGUGGAGUGGAUCUGUCUGACGCACUCAUUGGAUAUUACAAAGUCCUACAUAAAACAAGAAAGUGGUAUCGGACCUUCUUCUACCACUUUGUGGACAUUGCUGUGGUAAACGCCUUCAUUUUACAUAAGCACGUGGCCAAGGAAAAGAACGAGAAGCUGAUGACCCAGAAGGAGUUCCGGGAGGGUCUAUGCUCAGAUCUCGCGAAAGCAGGCAGUUGUUACUCUGAAGUUACUCCCACUCCUGAACUUUUACACCUGCCCAAGUACAUCAGUGAUGAUGGCACUAUCGGAAGGCGGAAAUGCAGAAAUUGCUACCUUAAAACUCCGAUCGAGUGUGUGCUUUGCGAGAUGCCAUUGUGCUUUGUUUCUACACGCCAAUGCUUUACCGACUGGCAUGAAUCCAAAGCUGCUGAAGCAGAGUGCAGCGAUUCUGUUGGAAAGAUAUCAAAAGCACAAAAAAGAAAGAUGAACUCAGCAAAAACCGGUGUGGAUAACACCUGGAUGGAGCCUGUGGAGAAGUUAUAGCUGUUAAAGGGACUGUUCACCCCAAAAUUCGGUCAUCAUUUACCUACCCUCAGGUUUUUCCAAACCUGUGUAAAUUUCUUUGUUCUGAUGAACACGAAGUAAGAUAUUUGGAAGAAUGUCAGUAACCAAACAGAUCUCAUCCCCCAUUGACUCCCAUAGUAGGGAAAAAAACUCUGGGAGUCAAUGGGGGAUGAGAUCUGUUUGGUUGAACUAUCCCUUUAAUGUUUUAUGAAUAGUAAAAGUCUUAUUAAAUGAUUGUACUAGUGUGCAUUAAAGUGCUUACUGUACAGUUUUUACUUGAACUAACUCAACUAAUAAAAUAGUGUCCUGGAACUCAUUUUGUCAUUUUAGAUUUUCUGGCUAAUGCGUGUUGCAUGAAUAAAUGUUAAAACUUUUUAGUGACAAGGUGCGUCUGAUCCAACUUUGUUCUUGUUUGUAAUUUUACAUCUUCAUUAUUGUAAUGUUAUGAUUUUGUGUACAAGAGCUUUUUGUUGACAUAAAAGGCCUCUUUACAAGGUUAUUGGGUGCCAGUGUUUUUUUCAAUAAAAGCGAAAAAAGUA